UCUCUUUCCUUCUGUGUUUUGCUUGUCUCUGAAUUGCUCGAAGAUGGGGGAUCAAGACAAGAGCCGUUCGAGCUCAUUUCCAAUGGAGAAGACUGCACAAGAGAGGGGCUUGCCCUACGUGCCCGAGUGUUAUGUGAUUCCAACUUCACACCGUGCCAGCUUAACUCCAGAAGUUGCCAAUGUACCCACCAUCGAUUUUGGUAAGCUCAAACAGGGUGCUGAUGAAGAAAGAGCAACUGUAAUCCAAGAAAUUAGAACCGCCUGUCGUCAUCUUGGAUUCUUUAAAAUUAUCAACCAUGGAAUCCAUCAAUCGGUGCUAGAUAGGGCGCUGGCUAUGGCUUUGGAGUUUUUCGAGUUGCCUGGUUCAGAGAAGGCAAAGUUCAUGUCUAACGAUGUUCACAAACCAGUGAGGUAUGGGACAAGCUUCAAAGAUGGAGUUGAUAAUAUUCAAUUCUGGAGGGUUUUCCUCAAACAUUAUGCUCACCCCUUAGAAAAUUGGAUCGAUUCUUGGCCAAACAAUCCACCAAGCUACAGGGAAACCAUGGGAGAGUACUGCAGAGAAGUAAUGAAACUGAGCUUGGAAAUAACAAGUGCCAUCACCGAGAGCCUAGGCCUAGGUCCAACCUACUUAACCAAGAAAAUGGAAAACGGAAUGCAAGUGAUUACAGUCAAUGGCUACCCACCGUGCCCCAGGCCAGAAAUGGCGCUAGGGUUGCCGCCUCAUUCGGACUACAGCUGCUUCACCAUUGUGCUUCAGAGUUUCCCUGGACUGGAAAUCAUGCAUGUUGAGGAUGGAAAAUGGAAACUAAUCCCACAACUUGAGAGUACUGCUCUUCAAGUCCAUGUGGGUGACCAUUUUGAGGUACUAAGCAAUGGGUUGUACAAGAGUGUUGUGCACAGGGCGACACUGAACAGCGACAGGACUAGAAUCUCCAUUGCUAGCUUACACAGUUUGGGACUCGAUGAGAAGAUGAAGACUGCCGAGGAGCUUGUGAAUGAAGAACAGCCUGCGAGGUACAGGGAAAGUAGCUUCAGAGAUUUUCUGAAUUUUCUCUCAAGCAAUGAUAUAGCAGAGGGGACCAGCUUCCUCAACUCACUCAAACUAGCAUAAAUAAUGGAAAUUCUACUCUAGCUAGUUAUAUAUAUAGCUCUUUUGUUGUAAGGUAAUGUUUAAUUUAUGUUUCUAGAUUCAGAUCCUAGCUAGGAGUUUGAUUUAGGGCACAAGCCUCCAGAGAAGCUUAGAAGUUUUCUGUUCAUUUUUUUGGUUACAAGGGAGGCCAAAAAGAAAGAGAGAUCCAAACUCUAGCGUCCAAAUGCAGGUGGUGAAUACACAGUACUAGAGCCAUGCACAAGCCCCUACAAAUCUUAGAUAUAAUGUGUUCUUUCUCUUUUUGCGUGUGUAGCCUUACAAAGGCAAGAACAUGUUACGGUUUUACGGAGAGGCUUCUGCUCACAC
This is a messenger RNA of Rosa chinensis, 1456 nucleotides long. RefSeq names its product flavanone 3-dioxygenase 3. Bases 44 to 1111 code for a protein of 355 amino acids. The record is from RefSeq and is a predicted model, not a curated record. Lineage: Eukaryota; Viridiplantae; Streptophyta; Magnoliopsida; Rosales; Rosaceae. The transcript is spliced from 3 exons.